AUGCUCAUCUCACCACCUUUAGUUUAUCCGGGCAUCAACAUGACAAUGGAAGCACAAGCCUUCUCUGGAUCCAUCCCUGACUUCAUCAGCUCCCUCACCGACUUAUCUAUCAUGGCAUUCCAGCGUAAUCUCCUCGAUGGGGAGAUCCCUGAAAGCAUCGGGGAACUUUUUAAACUCUGCUAUUUGUCUCUUGCCUCCAACCAGCUGUAUGGCACCAUUCCUGAGGGCUUCACAAAGCUCACGCGCCUCACCUACCUUGACCUCUCCCGUAACUACCUCACAGGCCCUGUCUCCCUGCCUGCGAUCAGCAGCCUGCGUCUCUUCAGCAACUACCUUUCCGGACCCCUUCCUGAGGGGGCAUGCCAGGCUCGAUCUUUCGAUGCCAACUGCUUCACACUGCCUACCGACUUUGCCCCUUCGACCUCCACCAGUGCAAGUGCUGCUGCUGCUUGUGGUGGCAGAGGGGUGUGCAUUCCAGGCCGGGCCGGAUCAGCCCCAAGCUGUUUGUGCAGCGCGGAAUUCAUCAAGUAUCAAAGGAUCAACUGUGUUACUGAACCCAAAGGUGCAAGCCAUACAAUUCUUCCGCCAGCAACAGUGCUCACCAAGGGAACGAAGAAGGAGACAACGGGGGUCUUCACUGCAGAUCCGGUGACUCUGUUUGUGUACGAGGCAGGGCAGGCGGUGUCGGGAUGUGGGGUGCAGCUGGCCUUCCAGGUCAACUUCACCUUUUCCCUCUCAGCUCAGUCGGGUCGUGGCGUUGGCCACAACGGCUUUGCCUUUGUCAUCUCUGCAACAGACCGGGUGGGGAGCGGCUCCGGUGUGGGGUAUGGUGGAAUGGACAACAGGAGCAUGGCGAUUGAGUUUGACACUCUGACGAACAAGGAGCAUGGUGACAUAAAGGGCCAGCACGUGGGGCUGAAUAUACGAGGCCAGGACAGGUCGUUAGCUGCUGUAAAUCUGCCAUUCGUACUGAACAACAAGAAGGCAUAUACGGCGUGGGUGGACUAUGAGCCUGGGGAGCCCGGCACCAUUCAGGUGUUCCUGGCUGACACGGAGGUGAGGCCAGAGCAGCCGCUGCUGGAGAGGAGGCUGGCGCUGUGUGAGGUGCUGCAGGCUGGAGCAGAGCAGACAGCUUACUUCUUUGGAUUUGUGGCGUCUACCACUGUGAAGCCGCUCCAGAUGCAAGUCAUCCUAAAGUCGGCAGUGCACACAGGCCUUCCUGCCUCACGGGAUCCCGUAAACAUCACUCCAGCCUUUGGUCUGACUCUCUCUGUGGAGUCAUAUGCGCCAGUGGGAGCCAGUCCCUUCAUGCGCUACAUGAGUGCGGACUACCGAGUGUCACCCAACCAGCUCGACCCGUGGGGAGUCAGUGGCUCCCACUCGUGGGACUCCAUGCCCUUCCUUGGAUGGCCAGUCAAGAACCAGAAGGACUGCAAUGCAAGCUGGGCGUAUGCGGUGGUGGCGAGUGUGGAAGCAGCAUACGGCAUCGCACUGAAUAAACAGGCGCCGCAGCUGUCAGUGGAGUCACUCUUUGCAGCCAUGGGGCUCACCUCCCCAGCAGCCAAGUGCACGGCAGGGGGCUCUCCUGCCGCGGCUUUUAAAAAGCUUCUCACCCUCCCCCGUGGUGGCCUUACAACAUAUGGCAGGCGGCCAACAAAGUACCCCAUUCAGGGAUUUGAGCGCACGCGGUUCAAGGGGUAUGUGGGGCUCAUGCUGGCAGUGCAGCGGCAGCCAGUGGUGGUUCACAUCGAGGCCUCUGCUGCCUCGUUCAUCGAAUACGAUGGGACCUCGAAGUAUCAGGAUCCUGACUGCUAUACUGGCAACCUUAACCAUGCUGUACUCAUUGUUGGGUACCUCGUUUCAACAACUAAUGCCCGCCAAAGCCCCAAUGAUAUGCCAUUUUGGAUCAUCCGCAACUCGUGGGGAGUGGAUUGGGGAGACUGGGGCCACAUGCGCAUGGACAUUCAGGGAGGGGAUGGCGUGUGUGGCAUCAACGUGCUGCCUGGCAUCUACCCCAUUGUCAAGAUUUCCAAGGACCCUUGUGGCCAGAAGAGCUUCAAGAGGGAUGGCGAUCUGCAGCCAACUAUGAAUUUCUGUGGUCGCUUCAAAUGCCUUGUAAACACGAGAACCAAGAGCAACACCUGCAACUGCACCAUUCCCAAUGAGGCCAAGCAGCCUUUUGUUGAGGUGGCGAAUGGAUUUGGCUCCAACACAUGUGCAUAUGUCAACAUGUGCAGUUCGUACUCGAUCAACCCCUGCGCUGCGGGCUCAUGCAUCAACGAUGGCAAGGGCGGCUAUUCCUGCAUAUGCCCUCCCAACUACGUUGAAAGCAGAACCGUUGAGAACUUCCCCACCUGCGACCCAGCCAACACCACAACGUCUGCCUUAACUGUCACUGGUGCCAAUUGGUGGUGCUCCGAUGUCUUUCCUGCUGCUGGCCUUGCAUUGGCUAGCGUUCCAGUGCAAAGCAUGGGCGUUAACUGCAGCCAGCCUUUGCCUCAGGGCAAGGUGAUUCAGCUGGAGAGCACCCCCACCACCCCGUGCACUGCCUUCUACUAUGUCCGCACUGGUGACACUUGCUCCUCAAUCAACGACCAGAUUGGGCUGGCAGCAACUAAGCUUGCCUCCCUCAAUCCUGGCCUGAACUGCUCUGAGCCCAUCAAGGCGGGCCGCUCUUUGUGCAUCGAGCGCAAUGCCACCUUCGCCUUCGUCGUCCCUCGGUGCUCGGAUUACGGCAUGCUCACAGCACAGGACACGUGCGAGGACCAGCUGCUACAGGCCAUGGAGUCUAGUGAGGAUGAGUCCGUGGGCUCUUUGAGUGGAGACACAUCCGUGGGUUCUAGUGCCUGGAUUGAGCUGUACCGCAACAAUCCCGGCCUCUUCUGCCCUCGCACCAUCCCCGCGACCAGCACUACUGUUUCCAGCGUGUCUAGCGUGCAGGUUUGCCUCAAGGCAUACUACGAGCCCUUCAAUGCUCGUAGCUGCAAGAUGGGAAGAAUCAAGGCAGUGUCAUCGUCUCUGACAUGCGCAGGUGCUUUCAGCUUCUUCAAUGGAGCUCAGCCGGGAAAUGUCAAAAAGUUUUAUGAGUACAAUGAAGAUACAUGCUCGGGCACUGUACAUUCCAAUUUUAUUUGCGUUCCAUAA
Molecule: messenger RNA, 3144 nt
Organism: Closterium sp. Yama58-4
Lineage: Eukaryota; Viridiplantae; Streptophyta; Zygnematophyceae; Desmidiales; Closteriaceae
Source: the annotation of a GenBank genome assembly